Molecule: messenger RNA, 2231 nt
Organism: Conger conger (European conger)
Lineage: Eukaryota; Metazoa; Chordata; Actinopteri; Anguilliformes; Congridae
Gene: ccdc78
Product: coiled-coil domain containing 78
Exons: 14
Coding region: 65-1789 (574 amino acids)
Cellular component (GO): cytoplasm
Source: RefSeq, a predicted model, not a curated record
CAUACACAGGCCAGUAGUCUCUGCACCCUGCAUGCACAAUACACGGGUUAACUAAACCCAGGCAAUGGAAUCCCGCGAAGAUGGGUUUGUAAACCAACUUGAAGACAGGGUUCGGCUACUGACCGACGAAAAUGUACAGCUGCGGGACAAAAACGAGCGUCUCUUCAACAGACUGGGUGGCCUGCAGACUAAGCUGGGGCAGCUGGCCGGAUCAAAGACCGACCUCUCUUCCAAACUGGUCAUCAGUGAAGAGGAGAAACUGAAGAUGGCAAAGGAUCUGAUUGAUGCCCAGAUACACACUAAUAAGAUGAGGGAGCAGUAUGAAGCAGAAACAUUUGAGCUGAAAAACAAGAUUCUGUCUCAGGAGAAUCAACUCAUGGAAAUGGAGAUGGAGCGGGACAGGCUGCAGAGAGACAUCCAGCACACUAGGGGGCGCCUGCAAGUGGCUGAUAAGAAUUACAAAGAGCUGGCAGAUGAGUACAUCACUCUGAAGAGCAAUCACUUGGUUCUGAGUGAGGCGCACGAGAAGGAGGUGUGCAGGAAUGAGGAACUGAGUGCAGAGUUGCUGGGCCUGGCUAAGGCCCAGGAUUCUCUCCUCAGGCAGCAGGAGACCCAGGCCCGCUCUCAGGCUCUGUACGGGGAGACUGCCCAUGAGCUGGAUAGGGUGCGGGCUCUCGUCAGCAGGAUGUCCCAGCAUAGGGUGCGGCAGACUGAAGAGCUGGCUGCCUCAGAACAAGAACGGAAAGCCCUUGAGAGAAAUAUCCUUGGAAACCAGGAUCAGAUUAAAGAAGAGCUGGAGAGGAUGAAGAGGAGCUACGAGGAACAACAGCACAGACUGGAGGGCAAAGUGGUGGCAAUGGGCAAGGAGCAACAGGAGAACAAGAGAGCCAUCCGCAGCACCCAACACAAACUGGCAGAGCAGUCUGCAGCUCUGCUCAGCUCACAGAGCCAGCUGAAGGAGGUGGAGAUGGAGAACUCCAGGCUGCAGAUGCAGGUGAAGGAGCUGAACGAGGAAUAUCGUGCUCGACUGGUGCGCUACCUGCAGGACCUAGCAGAGUACGUGGACGGACUGAAUGACGGACAGGGAGCCCCACGGCCCCCGGAGCGUGCACAGAUGAAGAAGUUUGUGGACAGCAUGCUGCAGGAUGUGAGGGCCUCCUAUCGAUCCCGGGAGGAGCAGCUGUCCAGCGCUGCCCGUGCGUACAAAAAGAGACUGCAGAAGAUUAUCAAAACCCACGAGGCACUGCUCAUUGCAUACAGAAUGCAGCGGGAGCAGAUCCUGGCUCUGGGUGAGCGCGGGCUGGACCCAGGACCCCCGGAGUCUCACUUCAGCUUGACAGACGGUGAGCUGCAGGUGGAGCAGAGCAGGGAGCUGCAGAGGCUGAGGGAGGACAAGGCCAGGCUGGAGUGCCAGCUGAGCGAUGCACUGGGGCAGAAGAAUGCCCGUUUUAACCCUGUUCAGAGUGUCAGCUUCCAGGAGACAGGAAAUUCUGGGAGAAUCGCAGAAGAUGCCUGGGUUGAUAUCAGGAAGCAGCUGAAGGAAUUCACACAUUCUACUCAGGAGGACCAAGAAAGGGAGCGUGCCCAGCUGAUCACCCGGGCCACAGUUGCUGAGGAACAGGUGUUAGAGCUCCAGGAUUAUGUGGAUAAGCACCUUGGCAGGUACAAGCAGGAGGUGAUGCGUCUCCGCAGGCUGCUGGGCACGGAGGCGGGCCGGGCCCAUAGCGCCCAGGCCCCUGAGCCCAGAGCUCUGCGCCGCCCAAAGAAGAACCCCAGCUAUGAGAUCUGAGCGGACCAGCCGUCCCUCACAUGACCGGGCCUCCCCACCACCACCACUCUGGAGCGCUACUGGACCCUGCAGCACGUCGUUCACUCACUGAAUUUCCUCUGUAAGGAACAGUGGAGAGUGAUCGCAUAGCCCAAAGUAUUAUGAUUCCAUGGUUUAUUGCUAACAGCUAUAGGAACUAUAUCCAUAUGUCUAAAUCCCAAUUCGAUCAAUUUAAAACUGUUUCCAACACAGGUACUGACAGACUUUUAUAUCUGGGUUUUACAGAAUAAAAGUUAAUGCGUUUACAUUUGGGUGAAAAUUUACUCUAAUAAUGAAUUCACCAUUAACAAGUUUUACAUUUCUGAAAAGGUUUUCAUAUUGAUCUAAUACCAGAAAAUAUUAUGUAGCCUAUCAUAGCAUUAGAAAGCAGUUAACAGUUAAUGUAAUGUUUUUCCCCUCAACA